Messenger RNA from Linum trigynum, 2245 nucleotides. NCBI's taxonomy places the organism in Eukaryota, Viridiplantae, Streptophyta, Magnoliopsida, Malpighiales, Linaceae. The record is from the annotation of a GenBank genome assembly.
GAAUAAUAAUGCACAUCAUCUACCUCACUGACACUUAUUCCCACCAUCUCAUGGAAUCAAGUCAUGGUUCUAGAUUUCUAAUACACAUCGAAUUCAGGAUUAUUGAGUAAGGAAUCGGAUUAUAUUGUUCGAAAUCCACAGUUAUUAGCGCUAUUGUGCGUAUUUGAUGGUGUUAAAUGUAAGACCACGCAAAAAAGACAACCCUCCUUGAAGUUUCACUAGUUAUUAGAAUGGUGUCCCAACCCUGAUGGACAUUACUUGCAUUCAACUUUCAUCAUGCAUUGCCACAUCGUCAUGAAAGAAUGGUUCAUAAAAUUGUAUUGAAAGUGUAUCUCGGCCUUAAUAAAUAUGUGUACACAAACGUUUAUACUCGUUUGAUUUACUCUAAAACACUUGGUAAGCAUUAAAUGAAAGCGUGAUACAAUUACCCGAGCUUAUCCAACCAUCACAAAUUGCUUGCAUUUGAUCCAAUAAUCCCAAACACCCAUGAACAGAUUUUCACAUAGCUUCACAUACUCAAUUGCGCAGACACACCAGCCAAAAGUAUGGCCCCACAGUACCAAGCCCCAGAAAACAAAAGUGUUGUUUGCUCACUGCUCUUUCUUCCCCCAUUUCCUUCCCACUCUUCCUUUCUCUCUUUCCCUUCAUCCAUUCCCAUCCCCAUAAUCUCAAUAUCUCCAACCAAAACACAAGAAAUCAUCAAUUCAUCAUUUCCCAAAAUGUCCCGCCUUCCCCAUCCUCCAUUGAUCCCCUCUCAAUUCCUCCUCCUCCUCCUAACCUUCUUCCCCAUCCUCCUCUCGGGUCUUCCCUUACCCGACCCGGAACCCAUCCAGCCCUUCCACCCGACCCAGUCCCCGCCCUCCACCAUCCCGGCCUUCCCGGAGCAAUCCACCUACCAAGCCUGCCCUCUCGACCUCCCCGCCCCACUUUUCCACGGCGUCAAAUCCGCUUGCUCCACCUCCCAAAUCAGCUCUGUUUCCCAGCAGCAGCUCCACAAGGCCCGCUGCUGCCCCGUCCUCGCCGCAUGGCUCUACUCCGCCUACUCCACCACCGCCCUCGGUCACCCGGCCGCAGUGGCCGCCGCCAACCGCACCAGCGGCCGCCAGUACGACAUGCCGUUGCUCCCUGACGACUCGGAGACCUGCGUGGAUGCCCUGGAGAAAGGGCUGAGGGAGAAAGGAAUCCAGCUCCCCCGCGUCAACGAGUCCUGCGAUGCCGUCUACUGCUACUGCGGGAUUCGGCUCCACCCUUUGAGCUGCCCCGAGGCGUUCUCGCUCGACGCCGGAGGGAAGCUCGUCGGUGACCGGCGCGUGGGGCGGUUGGAGAGGGAUUGCUUGAGCAGCAGCAGCCGCAAUGUGAAUGGAGGACUCCACGGGCUGCGUGGCUGCAGCAAGUGCUUGACCACUCUCAAUUCCCUCAACAGCAAUAAAAAUAAUGAGGCUUGGAACGCAAGCAACAAAACAGAGGAAAGAAGCACCAAAAUGCGUAACAAGGACUGCCAGUUGAUGGGUCUCACAUGGCUCCUCGCCAAGAACCGGACGGCCUACAUCCACACCGUCUCUGCCGUCCUCCGAGCGAUAAUGGCGAACAACUACGACAGCGGAAAUGGCAUGGAUUCCCAGCCGCAUUCCUGCGCUCUUAAUCGCGACGGAAUGCCUCUGGCCGUCGAUUCGUCCGAAAUCGAGAACAGCUCCUGGUCAAUCACCCGUGAAAGAUGGAGCAUCUACGGGAUUAUCUCCGUUGUCGCACUUAUUUCCUUGUUGAAUUUGGUACUACUGCUGCCGUGAAUUUGAUUGUAGUUAAAGCCGUGUACUCUGGGGCAGUUGGAAAUUUAAAGUUGGUUGGCCGUGUGUGUUGUGUAAAUGGGGGAAGCUGCAGCAGCCAGCCAUGAGAAUGUUGCUUUGGCAGAGUGGGCGUUGCAGUGGAGAGCCAUGUGGGCAUUAAGUGGCGUGCUUUGUUUCUAGAGGAGACAGCCUUGUCGUAGAAGGUGGCCAUUGAUGGCCGCAAGCAACUUGCAGGCACUAGCAUUUGGUACAGCUGGUUGGGUUGGGUUGGGUUGGAUGGAACGGAAUUUUUGCCUUGCCUUCACGAGAUAUUUGCUCGUCAUUUAUGUGUGCCAAUUGUCCAUCUCGAUCCAACUAAGUACUGGGCUGGGUCGAUGGGUCCAGUGGGCCUUUCGGGUCAAUGUGAAUGUACGGCACAGGGGAACUUCAUCGAAGAUUUUGAGUAAAAGCAAUAGGAUGGG